This is a messenger RNA of Nanorana parkeri, 1797 nucleotides long. RefSeq names its product Coenzyme A synthase (gene COASY). Gene Ontology annotation, biological process: coenzyme A biosynthetic process. The transcript has 10 exons. Gene Ontology annotation, molecular function: dephospho-CoA kinase activity; ATP binding; pantetheine-phosphate adenylyltransferase activity. NCBI's taxonomy places the organism in Eukaryota, Metazoa, Chordata, Amphibia, Anura, Dicroglossidae. Bases 112 to 1782 code for a protein of 556 amino acids. The record is from RefSeq and is a predicted model, not a curated record.
UGUCAAUGAGUUGGAGGAAGGUGGUUGUGACGGGGGAGGGGGCACCUGGUCUGUCUGUCUGAUUGGGGGGCAGAUCGCGGGACAGGCGGCUUGUACAGGUGAAUCUCCAUAAUGUCCGCCUUUCGCUCAGGGGUUCUGGUCCUGACUUCUCCUCUCUCUGCCUUGUCCGUGAAGCUGGCGCCCAUUUUAGCCUCUGCAGCAAAGAUUGUCCAAGACACCCUUUAUAUUCACCUCCAGCCAGGACUCCUCCUCACAGGUUCAUCUCAACCCAGCUCCACCUACAUUCCAGCCACCAACGAAGUCUGCAAGCUCAUUUCUAAAGUGUAUUCAGACGCAGAUGUCCACACUAAUCUGGAUGUCCGUGUUCUUUUAACCAAUAUCAAAAACCAAAGCAACAGCCAGCAGAUCCUCUCCUCUGUGCAGAACCUCUCCCACCCUCCAGAGGUGGUCCUCACAGACUUUCAGACCAUUGAUGGUGGACAGUACAACCCUGUCAAACAACAGCUGGAGCGAUAUGCAACAAAUUCUUAUAGUUGUCAUCCAAACUUAAUAUCAGUAUUACUGUACCCAGAUUAUGAACAAGCAGAAGAUGGCAGCCCUGAAGAACCAGAUGGUGGAGGAACGCUACUGCGGAGUCACAGUGAUGUUGUGGUGGGCGGAACAUUUGAUAGGUUACACAGUGCCCAUAAAAUCCUAAUGAGCGUUUGCUGUUUGCUGUCGGAAAGACGUCUUCUCAUUGGUGUUGCUGACAGAGAGCUUCUGGACAAUAAGAUCCUGAAGGAGCUGAUUGAGCCUUAUGAAACGAGAGUUGAGAAAUUGGCCGAGUUCCUUGUGGAUGUGAAGCCCUCUCUUUUAUAUGACAUAGUGCCUAUAUCCGAUCCUUAUGGCCCCUCAAUAACUGAUCCAGACCUGAAAUGCAUUGUGGUCAGUGAAGAGACCCACAAGGGAGGACUGUCUGUGAACAGGAAGCGUCUAGAAAAUGAGCUCGAAGAACUGGAUGUUCAUGAGAUCAAGUUGGUCACAGAUCCUCAACACUUGGAGAAUGAAGAGGAGAAAAUUAGCUCCUCAAGCCUCCGGAACAGAUUAUUAGGGACCUUACUAAAACCUCCAGCUGCAAACCCCAAUAUCCCAUCCCGGCCUUAUGUCAUUGGUUUAACAGGAGGCAGUGGCAGUGGGAAGUCUUCCAUUGCAAAAAGGCUGGAGGCCCUUGGAGCUGCACUCAUAGACUGUGAUAAAUUAGGACACCAGAGUUACAGACCUGGAGGACCAGCAUACCAGCCAGUCAUUGAUGAGUUUGGCGCAGAUAUCCUGUGUCCAGAUGGGACCAUUGACAGGAAAGCUAUUGGCAGCAAAGUCUUUGGAAAUAAGGUCCAAUUAAAGCGUCUGACAAAUAUAGUUUGGCCAGCAAUUGCAGUAUUGGCUAAAGAGGCUGUGGAAGAAGCGGCCAGCAAAGGAAUAUCAGUCUGUGUGAUGGACGCAGCUGUUCUGCUAGAAGCUGGAUGGGAUUAUAUGGUUCAUGAAAUCUGGACAGCGAUCAUACCGGAAAAAGAGGCAGUGGUGCGUAUAAUGAACAGAGAUGGCGUCACUGAGGAUUCUGCGAAGAACAGAUUGGCCAGCCAGAUGUCUAACAGUGAGCGGGUUUCAGUCUCGAAUGUGGUUCUUUGCACUCUUUGGGAUCCAGAGAUCACGCAGUUACAGAUUCAGAAGGCCUGGGAUCUUCUCCAGCAAAGAAUCCACCAGAAUACCCCCAAUGGGAGCCCCAUUUUAAAAUCAAGAUUUUAACUUUAGGAAAUCACC